This is a messenger RNA of Raphanus sativus (radish), 1793 nucleotides long. RefSeq names its product cytokinin hydroxylase. Lineage: Eukaryota; Viridiplantae; Streptophyta; Magnoliopsida; Brassicales; Brassicaceae. Gene Ontology annotation, molecular function: oxidoreductase activity, acting on paired donors, with incorporation or reduction of molecular oxygen; monooxygenase activity; iron ion binding. The transcript has 4 exons. The record is from RefSeq and is a predicted model, not a curated record.
AUCUAUUAUUCAUACAUAUUCGAGAUGGAUCUGUUUCUUGACGUGUCUCCUUUUUGGUACAUGUUCUCCAAUGUUUUCAUCGUAGUUCUUAGCCUUAUGUUCUUGAAGCUCUUUCCGCGUUGCUGGAUAUUGCCCGUUCGAGCUCAAAAGAAGCUUGGAGAAAACGGAUUCUCUGGUCCACCUCCUAGUUUUCCAUUAGGAAACCUUAAUGACAUGAAGAAGCUUAAACCGGCCUUGGUAUUGGCGGCGAAGAGUAAAUCGUCCACCAUAAUCAACCAUGACAUACAUUCCAUCGCGCUUCCACAUUUCGCUCUCUGGCAACAACAAUACGGGAAAGUGUUUGUGUACUGGCUAGGCAUAGAGCCGUUCGUGUACGUGGCGGAUCCUGAAUUCCUGAGUGUUAUGUCGAAAGGUGUAUUGGGGAAGAGUUGGGGAAAACCAAAUGUUUUCAAGAAAGACAGAGAGCCAAUGUUUGGUACCGGUUUGGUUAUGGUCGAAGGCGAUGACUGGACCCGUCAUCGCCAUAUCAUCACUCCUGCAUUUUCCCAUGUUAAUCUGAAGGCUAUGAAAAGUAUGAUGGUGGAAUCAACCACCAACAUGUUGGACCGAUGGGCCAUGCAAAUAAAGUCAGGCAAUCCCGAAUUCGACAUGGAGAACGAGAUCAUAGGAACAGCAGGUGAGAUUAUUGCAAAGACAAGCUUCGGAGUCAAGGGAGAAAAUGGAACUCAAGUCCUCAAAAACCUAAGAGCCAUGCAAUUUGCCCUCUUCAACUCGAAUCGCUACGUAGGGGUACCCUUUAGCAACAUUUUGGCUUACAAGCAAAACCUUAAGGCUAGCAAGUUAGGUGAAGAGAUCGAUGGUCUUCUUUUGUCGAUUAUAAACGAGCGAAAGAGAUCUGUGGUGGAAGGAGACGACCACCACGAUCUUCUCGGAAUGUUGCUUAAGGCCGAUAAAGGGAAGUUUACGGCGCCGGAGCUUGUAGACGAAUGCAAAACUUUCUUUUUCGCUGGCCAUGAGACGACUGCUUUAGCGCUGACGUGGACGUUCAUGCUUCUUGCGAUGCAUCCCGAAUGGCAAGACACGCUAAGAGACGAGAUAAGACAAGUCAUCGGAGACUCCGAGAUCGAGUACAACAAACUUGCCGGAUUAAAGAAGGUACGUUACCAAACAUAGCAUACAACAGUCCACAUGAGUUGGGUAAUGAACGAGGUUCUCCGUCUAUAUCCGCCGGCGCCAAACGCACAACGGCAAGCCCGGAAAGACAUUGAAGUGAACGGCCGGGUGAUUCCAAACGGUACUAACAUAUGGAUUGAUGUGGUGGCGAUGCACCACGACGCAGAGUUGUGGGGAGACGACGUCAACAAGUUUAAGCCGGAGAGAUUCGACGGUGACUUGCAUGGUGGUUGUAAGAAUAAGAUGGGUUUUAUGCCCUUUGGUUUCGGAGGGAGAAUGUGUAUUGGUCGGAACUUGACUACAAUGGAGUACAAGAUUGUCUUGUCGUUGGUUUUGUCCCGGUUUGAGAUCUCAGUUUCACCCGGUUAUCGCCAUUCGCCCAAGUAUAUGCUCUCUCUUAGACCCGGUUACGGUUUGCCUCUAAUCGUACGACCACUUUAAAACCGUUAACGCACAAAUUUCAUAGAGUUCUUUUUUGUCGUAUUCACAUGUGUAUUUUUAUAAAAAUGUGUAUUCUUAUUAAUAUUUCGUGCGUCGGAAUUCUUUUUUCUGGAUAUAUGUUCCGUUCGUUAUUUCUACUGUAAUUUCACUACUACAUGAAAUAAGCUCUUAAUUAUUAG